This is a messenger RNA of Lachancea nothofagi CBS 11611, 4518 nucleotides long. The record is from the annotation of a GenBank genome assembly. Lineage: Eukaryota; Fungi; Ascomycota; Saccharomycetes; Saccharomycetales; Saccharomycetaceae.
AUGUCGCAGAACGCUCAAAAUAUACACACCGCGCAAAGCCAGCAAAAUGCACAGAAGUGGAACGGCAACAGCGCGAGUCGGAAUGGAGGUGAGCCGGUAACCACCACUGCCGGGAGUUCGAAUGGGCUAGGACAGUCGCUUCAGCACCUCCAGCCUCAACACCAGUUUAUGCUUCCGUCGCUCAGCGGGUUGGAAAACGGACUUCAUGGAGAGCAGCAGCAUCAACGGCUUCCUCCAAUGACGGGCUCCAAGAGCUUUUCCGUUGCCAGUCUCGAUAAUCCUUUGCCUGUGCAAAAUCCAGCACAGACUACCAAUAAUCCAAACAACACCGAUCCCCCCACAGGGCACGUUCAGGAUCCGUCCUUCAAACCACUGAAUUUCAAGGACGCCUUAUCGUACCUUGAGCAAGUCAAGUUUCAAUUCAACAACAGGCCAGAUGUGUACAAUCAUUUCCUCGAUAUUAUGAAGGACUACAAAUCACAGGCUAUUGACACACUGGGCGUUAUUGAGCGCAUUUCGACGCUAUUUAAGGGAUAUCCUGUUCUCAUUCAGGGUCUCAACACGUUUCUCCCUCAAGGAUAUAAAAUCGAAUGUGCUCUUAACCCCAACGAUCCACAUUCGAUUAGUGUCACAACCCCAUUCGACACUAUUAAUCGGCAGAUGAGUAUCGACCAGCAUGGAGCUGUACCCACGACUGUGAAUGCUCCGACUGUUUCGAUCCCGCACAACUUGAGCGAAACUUCAACUCCACAACGUGCAACAACCAUGGAUCAGCCCAAGUUGGAGUCAACGCAGUCUGCCCUGCAAACGCCAAUAUUUGCGCCCGGAAAACAACCACAGCCUCCUUCGCAGCACGUUGAGCAGAUUAACCAACAGGCACCAACCGAUUUACAAAGACCGUCAAUUCCACAAUCGUCUCCUCAAUCGCAAGCACAACAUCAACCUCUGCCCCAACAACCGCAACAGCAGCAAUACUUAGCAGCGAGAAAUACUGGUGACGUGGAGUUUAGUCACGCUAUAAGCUACGUCAAUAAGAUCAAGACCAGAUUUGCGGAUCAACCAGAUAUAUACAAGCACUUUCUGGAGAUUCUGCAAACGUAUCAAAGAGAGCAAAAACCUAUCCACGAAGUCUAUGCUCAGGUCACUUCGUUGUUUCAAAAUGCUCCUGAUCUACUAGACGAUUUCAAAAAGUUUCUACCAGAUGCAACAGCUGCUCACGAGCAGCAAAUGCAGCAACUUCAACAAUUGCAAUUGCAGCAACAGGAGCAGCAACUGCAGCAGCAGCAACAGCAACAACAACAACAACAACAGCAGCAGCAGCAGCAGCAAGAGCUGCAACUACAACAGGAGCUUCAACUACAAUUACAACAGCAACAGCAACAGCAACAGCAUCAACAACAGGUCUUGCUACAGCAGCAGCAACAGGAAGUUAAGCGUCCUCAUCCCCAUCUGCACAUGGAAGAAGAUCAACAUCCUCGGCAGCCCCAGCUCUCACCGCAUCAAGAUCAGCUGCAUCAUCAGCAAGAAUUGGAACAACACAGGCAACAUCUCCAACAGCCAUUCAACAAUGGAGCGCUAUACUACCAACCACAACAGGCAGCUGCUCAGAACUUGCCACCUCUGGGAAGUUUUUCACCACCUAUCAACGGGCGUGAGAACGAGGCAGAAAUUAAUUUGCCGGCUGUCCAGCCGCUUGCGUCUACUUUUCCAACUCAACAAAUAUCUCACCCGUCUAGCCACGUUUCAGCACAGGGAAUCUCAAACAAUGCUUUAUCAGUUUCGGACGUACGCCGACCUCCCGACGGCGGUUUCCCCUCUCCACAAGUAAAUGAUCAGGAAAUACAGUACAUGGAAACCACAUCUAGACCCGAAAUUGACUUAGAUCCUAGUCUUGUUCCUGUGAUUCCUGAACCUAUAAGGCCCUUAGAAAAUGACUUGACGCUGAUUGAAGAGACUUCGUUUUUUGAUAGAGCCAAGAAAUACAUGGGCAAUAAACAAGUAUACACCGAGUUUCUCAAGAUCUUGAACCUGUUUUCGCAAGAUUUAAUAGACACCGACGAACUUGUCGACAAGGUCGACCAUUAUCUUGGGGGCAACGUCGAGCUUUUUGACUGGUUCAAAAGUUUUGUUAAUUAUGUUCAGAAGCCGAAGUGCAUCGAAAACGUUGUUCAUGAGAAACAUAGAUUAGACUUGGAUCUAUGCGAAGCUUGUUGUUCAAGCUAUAAGAAACUCCCUAAAACGGACACAUUCAUGCCAUGCUCAGGCAGAGAUGAAAUGUGCUGGGAAGUUCUCAAUGAUGAGUGGGUAGGUCAUCCAGUUUGGGCUUCUGAAGACUCUGGAUUUAUUGCGCAUCGCAAAAACCAAUACGAAGAAACACUGUUCAAAGUUGAGGAAGAAAGACAUGAAUAUGAUUUCUACAUUGAAGCAAAUUUGAGAACGAUUCAAACAUUAGAAACCAUUGCAAACAAGAUUUCAAAUAUGUCCCCAGAAGAAAAACAAUCAUUUAAGCUUCCGCCAGGUCUAGGUCAUACAUCCCUGACAAUUUACAAAAAAGUUAUUAGAAAGGUUUACGAUAAGGACAGGGGCUUUGAAAUUAUCGACGCGCUUCAUGAAAAUCCUUCUGUCUCCGUUCCCAUUGUUUUGAAGAGACUCAAACAAAAAGAUGAAGAAUGGAGGAGAGCGCAACGUGAGUGGAACAAAGUUUGGAGAGAAUUGGAACAGAAAGUCUUCUAUAAGUCUUUGGAUCACUUGGGACUUACCUUCAAACAAGCUGACAAGAAACUACUCACUGCGAAGCAAUUAAUCUCCGAAAUUAGUAGCAUUAAAGUGGAUCAGACGAACAAAAGAAUUUACCCCUUCACUCCUAAGCCAGAAAGUCAACUUGACUAUGAUAUUAAAGAUAGAGGUGUGCUUUUCGAUAUUUUGAGCUUGGUCAAUAAUUUCAUCGACCAUAGCACUUCCUACUCGAAUCCAGACAAGGAAAAGCUUUCGGAAUUUUUCAAAAGUUUCCUGUCGUUAUUUUUCUCCAUUCCACGUCAAGAGGUUGAGUAUUCCAUGCUCAAAAGACCGGGCAAAACAUUUGAGAGUGAAAAGGCUUCAAGUGCAACUACUCUUUCACGUAAAAGAUCAUGGGAGAGCGGGCAGACACUCAAAGAUUUGUUGGGAGGAACGCACAAGCAGGCCAAGAAGCGAGACCAUGGGCUAGAAGAAGAGCCUGCGUCAGAUGAGCAGAAUUUCUUUGAAAGAAGUAAUUUGGACAUCGAGGAUGAAGAGCUCAUCAGGCAAGAAGCCAAGAAACCUUGGCUCCUUGGAAACCUUCUUGAAGAAGCCAACAAUGAUGAGCAAGUUUUGAACCGAAACACGUACAAUUUAUUCGCCAGCACCAACAUUUAUGUGUUUUUCCGGCACAUGACUACGCUAUAUCAAAGGUUGAGUGAGGUGAAGGAGAUGAAUGAAGAAGUUACUCAAGAGAUAAAAAGUAGAAAGGUUGUUCAAUUUGCCAAGGACCUCAACUUGCACUCGACUCAGCUGAGCGAUAUGGGGUUGGACUUCAAGGGUUCCGACGCAUAUGAGCAAUUACUCACCCUUUGUAAACGUUUGAUAGAAAACGAUAUCGAACAUCAGUGGUUUGAGGAAAGUCUUCGCCAAGCUUACAAAAAUAGAGCUUUCAAGAUUUAUACUGUUGACAAGGUAGUACAAUCGCUAGUGAAGCAUGCGCAUGCAAUCAUAACAGAUGUUAAGACAUCAGAAAUUAUUCUUUUGUUUGAAAAAGAUAGGGCAUGCACAACAACGAGUAGAAGAGACCAGAUCCUUUACCGUCUUCAAGUCAGGUCUCAUAUGGGUCUGUCAGACAAUAUGUUCCGCAUUGAGUACAAUAAACUAACUGAUCAUGUUUGUAUUCAAUUCGUUGCAGUGGACGAUUUAACAUUGAAGGAGCCAGACUCUUUGAAAGAUCGCUGGCAAUAUUACUUGACCUCUUAUGCGCUUUCACAUCCUACCGAGGGUGUUCCUCAUGAGCACAUAAAAAUUCCGUUCCUCGAGAAGAAUUUGAGAGAUGGCGACGACUCGGAUGCUGAAAUACCAAAAUAUUCGCCCAUUGGUCAGUCCGUCUCUCAUUUUCGGAUUCAGGUAAGCCCCGACAAUUACGAGCUACAAAUUGAGCCAGACUCCAAAGAUAUCUUCACAAGAUUGGCUGUCAAUAAAUUCCCUACAAAGGAGGGGCAAGAUGGACUUUCAGUAAGGGACGAAAAGAAGAGAAGCGUUGCCUUGUUUCUGGAUAGUGAUCGUGGUUGGAGAAAAGGCUUGCGGCCAGAGAGUAUCGAAAGAGCUACAGAAGUUUUGAAUUACGUGAAAGGCCAUGGUCAGUUAAAAAACCAGGAAGACCCUGUCAGAAAUGCAUUUUCACCGGUUGAGACUUCAAUCGCGGAAAGUAAAGCUCUUAAUGAUGGCGGGCCUGUGGACAAAACCGGUGACGACACUGACUUAAGGGCUGAUGAGACCACCGCGGAAGAGAUAUAA